Molecule: messenger RNA, 3195 nt
Organism: Colletotrichum lupini
Lineage: Eukaryota; Fungi; Ascomycota; Sordariomycetes; Glomerellales; Glomerellaceae
Exons: 11
Coding region: 1-3195 (1064 amino acids)
Biological process (GO): carbohydrate metabolic process
Source: RefSeq, a predicted model, not a curated record
AUGCCAUUAGACUUGCUGAUAAGGGUUGGGCCAUUUUGUGUGAAGGGUUUGUCUGCCGACUGUUUGGGCUGUAAAGAAGAAGCUGCUUGUCUCGAUGAAGUCAAGACUUUCGUCACUUUCUAUUUUCAGGUCAAACUUUUGUCUCGCGCGAUAGAGGAGCUCACUGCCGCCGUUUCAAGAAGACUGUUCUGGAUCACCUCAACGUCGUACCAAGCAGCAUCCCGGCCACACCGCCGUCAACAGCAGCAAAAGCAGAUGGCGGUGAAAGUGGCAAUCAAUACUGAGGGGGAUAUCAGAGGGGUCCAGAUUCACGGUGUCCCCGCUUCGGAAGACUUCCUAAAGGGGACGACGUUUCCCGCAGUAGCAAAGAUGACGGCUUCUUGUUUUCGGGCGACUAUUGGCCGUCUGGUUGCCUUGGGCACGAUUCUUACGUUUGUGACUUUCCAGUAUAUUGCAGUAAAGUCAAAACCUCAACUAAGCUUCUACGAAAUUUUCCUACAACUCAGUUCUUGCAUCCUCCUAUGUAACUUCUUAGUCGUCGUUGCGCGCUGGGCUGAAUAUGAACCCAUCCAGGGGCUCAAGGACAAUGGCCGAUUGCCAUCUAUCAACGUCAUUGUUCCGGCGUACAACGAGUCUGAGUUCGUGAGGAACUCAAUAUCCUCCGUGUUGUCCUCAGAUUAUCCCAGAGACAAAGUCCAUAUCAUCGUUGUGGAUGACGGCUCGACGGAUGAUACCUGGUCUCACAUACAACACGCACUUCCACCAAAGUCUUCGACUCUUUGUACAACAAUCCGGCACGAGAUCAACCGUGGAAAACGCCAGGCUAUGGUCACGGCAUUUGAAGUGGCCAACAACGAGAUACUCGUGACUCUGGAUUCCGACACUACUCUCGACAAGCAUACUCUCCGGAACUUGGCCAGUCCCUUCGUCCUAGACAGCGACGUUGGAGGCGUCGCCGGACACCUCUCCGUCUUCAAUAUCCAAUCUCAAGGAUGGGAUAGCUUCAUCCCUCGCAUCCUUGACUGCCUUUUUGAACAAAACGGCAACAUUCCGCGGGCGGCGCAGUCAAAACACGGGUUCGUUACCAUUCUCCCAGGCGCCAUCUCCGCGUUCCGCAGAGACGCCAUCCUGCCGCAUACUAAGGCCCUCGUGGACACGAGAUUCCUCGGGCGUCCGAUGAGGCACGGCGAGGACGUCCAGCUCACGAUGGGACUCCUGCGCGAUGGCUGGCGUCUCAAGUAUCAGAGCAAUGCUGUUGGCUACACAGUCGCGCCAGAGACGUUUUUGAAGGCUUUCCUCAUGUACGUUCGCUGGGAGAGGAGCAACCAUACAUAUUGGAUGCUCGGGCUUGUUCGUCUAGCCUUUCGCGAUGCGGCGAGAUUCUUCACUCGACGCUUUGCUCGGCCGUGUUCGAGCGAGCCCGAGCUACUGCUGCCCGGAGACCUGGAGAAACAAGGUGGCAGGAGAGAGGUGAAUGCCCGAACGCCGGACUAUCAUCCCAUGCUGAUGAUUUUCUGCGCGGGGUUUGCCAACUUUUCAUACCUGAGUAUUGUGAUUUCGUGGCUACGGGGCUUUUACUUCUCUCCGUGGGUUACAUUCAUGAAUCUGGGUUGUCUCGUCGUGUUUGCCACUUGGUUCAGUACUCUGUUGUUGGCGGAUGCUCUUCACGAGAGCGAAAGUAACAUGGCAGUCGAAGGAGACGUCAAAGAGUCGGACGAGACCCGGUUACUAAGGACCGAGGGUUCGUACUCGAGAUUGAGGAAGAAAUUGCAGUAUUCUUGUUUCUCUACAGUUGCCAACUUCACAUUUGUCUGUUGGGCUUCUGUAAUUGGAUUGCUUACACUGAGGAGUCAGAGUUGGUUGACAAGUCUGAGAAAAAGCAGCGGAGUCAGAAGACAGAACCAGAAAGAUUUGGCGCCCGUCCCCUGCGAUUUCGCCAUCGACCAACGGCAUCGCCGUGUACGAGAAUAUCGCAGUCUUCUAGCCUCAUGCAGUCUAAGCUGGAAAAAUGCAAGUGACGGUUUCGGGUUCUCCCUCUUUACGGCAGGUAUUGGCAGACAAGUCGGGGCGCCCAGCCACCGGCGUGGCAACGGAGGUUCCAUCGGACCCCUACACAGUAAACCGGGAUCCAGUUUCGGGCCGGCAAAGAGGGGGGGGACGUGGCCAAGCGAUGCUGCCGCGUGGGAUGCAACACAACAUGGCGACAACGGAGAAGAUUACAAAACACGUGGUCGGGAAGUGAAUGGGGGCAAACUCGCCUAUGAGGCCUCUCGCUCCAUGCCAUUCAUCUUUCAGAACAGUUAUGAGUCCCCCAAUAUUGUCAAAACACGGUCAAGUCAUCCGCAAAUGUACUCAUUCACAUUCGAUGACGACUCGUGGAACGAAAAGGAUGAAAUCCUAACACUGUUCGCCCAGCGAAAUGCACAAGCUUCCUUCUUCCUACGUAGCACUCUAUGGACCGCAGAUUCAAUAAAAGACGACGGGAAAUCUGUAGUACAGAGUAUCCACAAAAACAGGCAUCUGAUUGGAUUUAGCACCUCGAGUCGCCAUCCUCACAGCGGCGUGGAGCAUGACGACCUCCUCAAAGCCCGUCAGAAGAUUUCCACGGUUCUCGGAGCCUCAUCCUCCUCUGAAGGCCUUCGACCACAGUACAUUUGGUCGUCCCCGGUCGAUUGCACAGUACGGAACGGCUGCGUUGAAAAGUUGACGAUAAAUGGUCAGCGACUGGUACUUUGGGACGGUAGACCGGCGGACAUGAGUAACAACACAGAGACUACGCUUCUCCUCGACAGACUACAAGCGGCAGACUCCGGGCGAGAUUCUUUUCUCAUUCCGAUACGAGGUUUUCAAAAAGAGAGUAAUCACAGUUUCGGCGAUCUACUAGAUGGGUUCCUACAAAAGGGCUUCCAACCGGUUACUGUAGGAGACUGUAUAAAUGACCCCAAACACUUCUGGUAUCUAGAUCACUUGGGACGUCCGGCGACUAGCUUGGCAUUUGGCCGCCAUGGUGUAGUAUCGCCUGGCACAUUUCUCAGUCAAGUUCGAUGGAGCGGGAUACUGGCUGUAUUUUUCUUAGAGUUGAUGGCCCUUUCAAUGAUGACGCAUUACGACCUAGUCAAGAAAGAAAAACCACUCGUGAAUUUAAGCAACAUCAAACUAGGUAGAAUGGCCACUUACUUCUCUGGGAAUGAGUAG